Molecule: messenger RNA, 933 nt
Organism: Pseudonaja textilis
Lineage: Eukaryota; Metazoa; Chordata; Lepidosauria; Squamata; Elapidae
Source: RefSeq, a predicted model, not a curated record
AUGGAAUAUUGUUUUGAAUGUUGUGAAGAUCAGUAUCCAAGUAAGGAGCAAGAUCAUUGCAUUGUCAAAAAAACAAGUUUCCUAUCCUAUGAAGAACCUUUAGGAAUCAUUUUGACAUCAGUUGCUGUUUUGUUUUGCUUGAUAACAAUCUGGAUACUUGGAACUUUCAUUAAGUACAAGGAUACUCCCAUAGUUAAAGCCAACAACCGAGACAUCACCUACACUUUCCUUGUGUCUCUUUUGCUUUGCUUUCUCUCUUCCAUUUUAUUCCUUAGCAAACCCAAGAAAGUAAUUUGUCUUCUCAGACAACCAACUUUUGGUAUCAUCUUCUCAGUGUCUAUUUCUUGUGUCUUGGCCAAAACCAUCACUGUGGUCAUGGCUUUCAUGGCCAACAAGCCAGGAACCAAGAUGAGGAAAUGGGUAGGAAAAAGAUUGGCCCUUUUCAUUGUUUUUUCAUGCUCUUUUUUCCAAGUCAACAUUUGUAUUGUGUGGCUGUCAACCUCUUAUCCAUUCUUUGAGUUAGACAUGCACUCUCUUAGAGAAACCAUAAUUUUGCAAUGCAAUGAAGGAUCCAUCCUCAUGUUCUAUUGUGUCCUGGGCUACCUUGGUUUCUUGGCUAUAGCAAGUUUCAUUGUGGCAUUCCUUGCCCGUAAUUUACCUGACAGUUUUAAUGAAACCAAAUUUAUUACUUUCAGUAUGUUGGCUUUUUGCAGUGUCUGGGUCUCCUUUGUGCCAACCUUCCUAAGCACUACAGGGAAAGCCAUGGUAGCUGUGGAGAUCUUCUCCAUCUUGUCCUCCAGUGCAGCCUUACUCGGAUUUAUCUUCUUCCCAAAAUGUUUCAUCAUUUUGCUGAGGCCAGAACUGAACAACAAGGAGCAAUUAAUUAAUAAAAAGAAAUUAAAUAAUGAAAAUAUCAUAUUCUAUUCCAAAUGA